AUGGGGGAUGCAGAGAUGUCUGUGUAUGGGAUAGCCGCCCCAUACCUGCGGAAGUCAGAGAAAGAGCGUAUGGAGGCUUCCACCCGUACCUUCGACAUAAAGAAGGAAUGCUUCGUCCCUGAUGCAGUAGAAGAGUUUGUGAAGGCUUCCGUCACAAGUCGAGAUGGGGACAGUGUCACUGUCCAGACGCAGAACGGAAAGACUGUGACUGUCAAAGACUCCCAGGUUCUGCAACAGAAUCCUCCAAAGUUUGACAAGAUUGAAGACAUGGCAAUGUUGACUUUCCUCCAUGAGCCCGCUGUGCUGUUUAACCUCAAAGAGCGUUAUGCAGCAUGGAUGAUUUAUACCUACUCUGGGUUGUUCUGCGUCACUGUGAACCCUUACAAAUGGCUGCCAGUGUACAACCAAGAGGUUGUUAUCGCCUACAGGGGAAAAAAGAGGAGUGAAGCUCCUCCCCACAUCUUCUCCAUUUCUGACAACGCCUACCAGUACAUGCUGGCAGAUCGUGAAAAUCAGUCAAUUUUGAUCACUGGAGAAUCUGGUGCAGGAAAGACUGUCAACACAAAGCGAGUCAUCCAGUAUUUUGCAAGUAUUGCAGCUGGAAGUGUCAAGAAAGAUCCCAAUGCCAAAGACAAGGGUACCCUGGAGGAUCAAAUUAUCCAAGCUAACCCUGCUUUGGAGGCUUUUGGAAAUGCAAAAACUAUUAGAAAUGACAACUCAUCGAGAUUUGGAAAAUUCAUCCGAAUUCACUUUGAUACCAGAGGAAAGUUGGCUUCUGCUGAUAUUGAAACAUAUCUUCUGGAAAAAUCAAGAGUGACCUUCCAGCUUAAGGCUGAGCGAGAUUACCACAUUUUCUAUCAGAUUUUGUCCAACAAGAAGCCAGAAAUUCUGGAGAUGCUGUUGAUCACAAACAAUCCUUAUGACUACGCCUUCAUCUCUCAGGGAGAAACACAAGUGGCCUCCAUUGAUGAUGCAGACGAACUGAUGGCAACAGAUAAUGCUUUUGAUGUGCUGGGCUUCACACAAGAGGAAAAGAACUCUGUGUACAAGCUGACGGGUGCCAUCAUGCACUACGGUAACAUGAAGUUCAAGCAGAAGCAGCGCGAGGAGCAGGCGGAGGCUGAUGGCACCGAAGAUGCUGACAAAUCAGCUUAUCUGAUGGGCCUGAACUCUGCUGACCUCAUCAAAGGUCUCUGUCAUCCAAGAGUGAAAGUAGGAAAUGAGUGGGUCACGAAGGGACAAAAUGUCGCCCAGGUGUACUAUGCUGUUGGCGCUCUAUCCAAGGCUGUUUAUGAGAAGAUGUUUCUGUGGAUGGUGGUCAGAAUCAACCAGUCGUUGGAAACGAAGCAACCUCGCCAAUACUUUAUUGGAGUUUUGGACAUCGCUGGAUUUGAGAUCUUUGACUUCAACACAUUCGAGCAGUUGUGCAUCAACUUCACCAAUGAAAAACUGCAACAGUUUUUCAACCAUCACAUGUUUGUGCUGGAACAAGAAGAGUACAAGAAAGAAGGCAUUGAAUGGACUUUCAUUGAUUUUGGUAUGGACUUGCAGGCAUGCAUUGACCUGAUUGAAAAGCCCAUGGGUAUCAUGUCCAUCCUUGAAGAGGAGUGCAUGUUCCCUAAAGCCAGUGAUGCCACUUUUAAAGCUAAGCUUUAUGACAACCACCUGGGAAAAUCCAGCAACUUUCAAAAGCCCAGGAUAGUCAAAGGGAAACCAGAGGCCCAUUUUGCCCUGAUGCACUAUGCUGGAACAGUUGAUUACAAUAUCAACAACUGGCUGGUAAAGAACAAGGAUCCCCUCAAUGAGACUGUUGUUUCACUUUACCAAAAGUCUACUCUCAAAUUAUUGGCCAUACUGUUUGCAAAUUACGCUGGGGCUGACUCAGCUAUGGCUGAAAGUGGAGAAGGAGGCAAGAAGGAGAAGAAAAGAAAGGGUUCAUCCUUCCAAACGGUUUCUGCCCUCCACAGGGAGAAUCUGAACAAGCUGAUGACCAAUUUGAGGUCUACUCAUCCCCACUUUGUCCGCUGCAUCAUCCCCAAUGAGACCAAGACUCCUGGCGCUAUGGAGAACCCUCUGGUGAUGCACCAGCUACGCUGUAACGGUGUAUUGGAAGGCAUCCGAAUAUGCAGGAAGGGUUUCCCCAAUAGGAUCCUCUAUGGGGAUUUCAAACAGAGGUAUCGCAUUUUGAAUCCUGCCGCCAUUCCUGAAGGACAGUUCAUUGACAGCAGAAAAGGAGCAGAAAAACUCCUUGGUUCUCUGGAUAUUGAUCACAAUCAAUACAAGUUCGGUCAUACUAAGGUAUUCUUCAAAGCCGGACUGUUGGGUCUUCUCGAGGAAAUGCGAGACGAGCGUCUCUCCAAAAUCAUCACCGCAAUUCAAGCUAGAUCUCGUGGUCUUCUGUCUCGUAUUGAGUAUCAGAAGAUGGUGGAACGCAGAGAUGCUUUAUUGGUGAUCCAGUGGAAUAUCCGUUCAUUCAUGGGGGUCAAAAAUUGGCCUUGGAUGAAGCUGUUCUUCAAGAUCAAACCUCUUUUAAGAUCUGCCGAAGCAGAAAAGGAAAUGGCCAACAUGAAGGAAGAAUUCCUAAAGUUGAAAGAAGCUUAUGCAAAGUCUGAAACACGUAGAAAGGAAUUGGAGGAGAAAAUGGUUUCCCUACUCCAAGAGAAGAAUGAUCUACAACUUCAAGUUCAAGCGGAACAAGAUAAUCUUUGUGAUGCUGAAGAAAGAUGUGAGGGGCUGAUUAAAAACAAAAUCCAGAUGGAGGCAAAAGCCAAAGAGUUAACUGAAAGACUGGAAGAUGAGGAGGAGAUGAAUGCUGAGUUAACAGCAAAGAAGCGAAAGCUUGAGGACGAGUGUUCUGAGCUGAAAAAGGAUAUUGAUGACUUGGAAUUAACUCUGGCUAAAGUGGAGAAAGAGAAGCAUGCCACUGAGAACAAGGUGAAGAACCUGACAGAGGAAAUGGCAGCUUUGGAAGAAAUCAUCGCAAAGCUAACCAAAGAGAAGAAAGCUUUACAAGAAGCUCAUCAGCAAACAUUGGAUGACCUUCAGAGCGAAGAAGAUAAAGUCAACACUCUGACAAAGGCCAAAUCAAAACUGGAGCAACAAGUGGAUGAUCUUGAAGGGUCUCUUGAACAAGAGAAAAAAGUUCGAAUGGACCUAGAGAGAGCAAAGAGGAAACUCGAGGGAGAUUUGAAGAUGACUCAAGAAACUCUUAUGGACCUAGAAAACGAUAAACAGCAGCUGGAGGAACGAUUGAAAAAGAAAGACUUUGAAAUUAGUCAGCUGAACGGAAAAAUUGAAGAUGAGCAAGCCAUAGUAAUGCAGCUUCAGAAGAAGUUGAAAGAGCUGCAGGCUCGUGUCGAGGAGCUAGAGGAAGAGCUUGAGGCAGAACGGGCUGCCCGAGCCAAGGUGGAGAAGCAGAGAGCAGACUUGGCUAGAGAGCUGGAGGAGAUCAGUGAGAGGCUGGAGGAGGCAGGUGGAGCCACAUCUGCCCAGAUUGAGAUGAACAAGAAGAGGGAGGCUGAGUUCCAGAAACUCCGCAGAGACCUGGAGGAGGCCACCCUGCAGCAUGAAGCCACCGCAGCCACACUGAGAAAGAAACAAGCUGACAGUGUUGCUGACCUGGGGGAGCAGAUUGACAACCUACAGAGAGUCAAGCAAAAACUGGAGAAAGAGAAGAGCGAACUCAGAUUGGAACUGGAUGAUGUUGUUUCCAAUAUGGAACAUAUUGUGAAAUCAAAAGUUUUCUUGGAGAAGACGAACAGAACUCUGGAAGAUCAAAUGAAUGAAUACAGGACUAAGUGUGAUGAACAUCAAAGAUCCCUGAAUGACUUUAGCACACAAAAAGCAAAGCUUCAAGCUGAGAAUGAUGAGUAUUUUAGACAGUUAGAGGAGAAAGAAGCCCUCAUUUCCCAGUUGACAAGAGGAAAGAAUUCUUACAACCAACAACUUGAAGAUUUGAAACGACAACUGGAGGAAGAGCUCAAGGCCAAGAAUGCUUUAGCCCAUGCUGUGCAGUCCUCUCGCCAUGACUGUGACCUGCUCAGAGAGCAGUAUGAGGAGGAGCAGGAAGCAAAAGCUGAACUGCAGCGUGGCAUGUCCAAGUCUAACUCUGAAGUGGCUCAGUGGAGGACUAAGUAUGAAACUGAUGCCAUCCAGAGGACUGAAGAACUGGAAGAUGCUAAGAAGAAGCUGGCUCAGCGCCUGCAGGAUGCCGAAGAGGCUGUGGAAGCAGUGAAUGCUAAAUGUUCUUCUUUGGAGAAAACCAAGCAUAGACUGCAGAAUGAGAUCGAAGACCUCAUGGUGGAUGUGGAGAGAUCUAAUGCUGCUGCUGCUGCUCUGGAUAAGAAGCAAAGAAACUUUGAUAAGGUUCUGUCUGAGUGGAAACAGAAGUAUGAAGAAUCUCAGUGUGAGUUGGAGGGCUCCCAAAAGGAAGCCAGAGGUUUGAGCACAGAACUCUUCAAGUUGAAGAAUUCCUAUGAAGAGUCCCUCGACCAACUAGAAACUGUCAAAAGAGAGAAUAAGAAUUUACAGGAGGAGAUAUCCGACCUCACUGAGCAACUUAGUGAGGGAGGAAAGACUAUUCACGAGUUGGAGAAAGUUCGCAAACAGCUUGAGCAGGAAAAGAGUGAAAUUCAAUCUGGUCUUGAAGAAGCUGAGGCCUCCUUGGAGCACGAGGAGGGCAAGAUUUUGAGAGCCCAUCUUGAGUUCAAUCAAAUAAAGGCCGAGAUGGAACGCAAAAUAGCUGAGAAAGACGAGGAGAUGGAGCAGUGCAAGAGGAACCUGCAGAGGACUAUUGAGACCCUACAAAGUUCACUUGAAGCUGAGUGCCGAAGCAGGAAUGAGGCCCUCCGUUUGAAGAAGAAGAUGGAGGGAGACCUCAAUGAAAUGGAGAUUCAGCUAAGUCAGGCAAACAGGCAGGCAGCUGAGGCGCAGAAGCAACUCAAAUCUGUUCAUGCACAUCUCAAGGAUUGCCAACUUCAGCUUGAUGAGUCUGUCCGUGCCAAUGAUGAUCUAAAAGAGAACAUUGCUAUUGUGGAGAGGCGGAACAACCUGAUUCAGGCUGAAUUGGAGGAACUAAGGUCUGCUCUCGAACAGACGGAAAGAAGUCGCAAACUUGCUGAGCAAGAGUUGCUGGAUGUCACUGAGAGGGUGCAGCUACUGCACUCACAGAACACUGCUCUGAUAAACCAAAAGAAAAAACUAGAGGCAGACACCACCCAGCUCCAAACAGAAGUAGAAGAUGCGGUCCAGGAAUGCAGGAAUGCCGAGGAGAAGGCCAAGAAGGCCAUCACUGAUGCUGCAAUGAUGGCAGAAGAGCUGAAGAAAGAGCAAGACACCAGUGCUCACCUGGAGCGAAUGAAGAAGAACAUGGAACAAACCAUCAAAGAUCUACAGCACCGCUUGGAUGAAGCUGAACAAAUUGCAUUGAAGGGAGGCAAGAAGCAAAUGCAGAAGCUUGAGGCCAGGGUUAAAGAGCUAGAGAGUGAGGUGGAAAUGGAACAGAAGAGAAGCAGUGAAGCUGUAAAGGGUGUCCGGAAAUAUGAACGCCGUAUCAAGGAACUUACUUACCAGACUGAGGAAGACCGCAAAAACCUUGCCCGUCUCCAAGACUUGGUAGACAAGCUGCAACUUAAAGUUAAAGCCUACAAAAGAUCUGCAGAGGAGGCUGAGGAGCAGGCUAAUGUUCAUCUGGGAAAGUUCCGGAAGAUACAGCAUGAACUGGAUGAGGCUGAAGAGCGUGCUGACAUAGCUGAGUCUCAGGUCAACAAGCUGCGUGCCAAGAGCCGUGACGCUGGCUCCAAGCUGCAACAGAAAGGCUUUGAGGAGGAGUGA
Messenger RNA from Nerophis lumbriciformis (worm pipefish), 5832 nucleotides. Lineage: Eukaryota; Metazoa; Chordata; Actinopteri; Syngnathiformes; Syngnathidae. The record is from RefSeq and is a predicted model, not a curated record.